Messenger RNA from Sitodiplosis mosellana (orange wheat blossom midge), 8242 nucleotides. It is a transcript of the gene Dlg5, whose product is annotated as disks large homolog 5. Lineage: Eukaryota; Metazoa; Arthropoda; Insecta; Diptera; Cecidomyiidae. The coding region runs from base 1793 to 7246 and encodes 1817 amino acids. The record is from RefSeq and is a predicted model, not a curated record. The transcript has 11 exons. Gene Ontology annotation, molecular function: protein binding.
AGAGAGAGAGAGAGAAAAAAGAAGAAGAAGACCAGUUGAAAAAGUGAAAAAGAAAGAGUGAACAGACAACAAGACGAUCAUUUUUCUUAUUCACUUUAUUUCAUUCUUUUUUAUUUGCAACCAAUUUUUUCUCUGUUUCCACAAAAUUUAUUGAAUUUGUGUUGAAUAUUUACGGAAAAAGUGGAAAAAAUUUUUCACCAUGUAGUCGUUGGCGUAGUGUCACCAGCAAAAGAUAAAAUAGUUUGCGAAGAAGGAAAAAAAGAGAGAAUUGGGUGCGGAAAAGGCUAUAAAUACAAAUAUGGAUAAGUGUGUGGAAAGUGUCUCGAGAUGAAGAAAAAUGAAAUAACUCUCGUCGUCGUCGUGAAAUCAAGUGAAAUUAUAUUGUGGAAUUGAAUGAUCACGACGUGUUGUGUCUCAACGAUACUAGCACUCAAAGAUAAACAGCUCAAGAAUUGAUCGAUUGAUCAAAAUCAUUUGCAGCUUUUUUUUCGUUCGGGCCUUCAAAUUUGUAUCUUAAUCUAUAUGUGACUCACGACAUCAAAACCACGAUACGCUGCGAUUGGAUCGUUUACAACAGAACAGAACGAAAAAAAAAAACAUAAAUAUUGAUUCGAUAGUUCAUGCGAAACCAAGAAGAAGAAAAAGUAAAAAAAAAAAUCGCAGCAGCAAUAACGGUGGCCAAAUCGAGUGCCAACAAAGCAAAGCGAAAAGAAGAAGGAAACAAAACGACGGUCGCAAUUCCUAGACUCUCAAUGUACACACCAAGCAUUUUAACUGUCUUAUUUCAGUGGUUAUUUCUUCUGUUCGUGUCGUCUAUAUGUUUUAUUGUGCGCUUCGUAUCAAACGUAUUAUUUUUUUAUGUGUGAUUUGUUCAGUAUAGCGCAUUCAGUUAAGUUACGGUGUAAUCGUUUCUAUUGUUGACUUGACUUUUUUCCAUUCAUUCUCUCGUGUGCUGAUUUUUUAUUUCGGAUAAUUCUUGUACGUAUAAUUUUUGUUUUUUUUUUUUGUAACGGUGUGUAAUUGUCUGUGUCUGCGUUGGAGCAAGUUCGUGUGUGCAAUGAAUUUUUUGUGUGCAUUAAUUCAUGUUUUACGGCUGUAGAGUAAUGUGGUGCUUGUCUUACAUGUGCUUCGAGUCUCCAUUUAAAUCGUAUGGAACUUGUUGUGUGCGCGACAAAGGCAAUAAUAAUAAUAUUGAAGCAAGCAAGCAAAAAAGCAACAACGUAUUCAGAAAAGAGCUAGCUGAAAAGAGUGCAUGUAUUCAUUGUGAACGACGAGUGUUUACGUUGACACCUGAGCCUGUGAUGUGAACCGCAAAAAUAAUACACACAUAAGAAGAAAAAAGAACCGAAACGAAGGGAAGGAGAGACGGCACAAACGACGAAACGUUAAACAAACAAAAUUUAAGCAGCUCUAUCAAAUAAUUACAACAACACGAAAAUCAACGGUGAAUCAAGAGAAAUAUCAAAGCACCGAAUCAAACGGAAAACAACGGUGGCAGUGGUGGCAGCGGCGGCAAUAGCAGAAGGAAAAAUCGAAAACGGCUCCAAAUGUUCAACACAAUGUACACUGGUUUCGCGUUUCGGUUGAGGCGACAGCGAUAACUUUUAAUCGAUAAAAAGCAUCGAUGGAUACUAAUUGAUCACGCACAACGUAAUUGUAAUAAAUUUGUGAUCGUAAUUUUUCGGAUGGGAAUCGUUUUAUUGCACAAACAAAAGAUAAGAAAAGUGAAAAACAACAACAACGAACAGCGCACACAGAGUGGGAGUGAGAGGGCGAAAGAAGAGAAGAGAUUAUGGCGUCAGGUGAAUUAUCGUUAACGAGUAACAGCAGCCAAGAAGGCAGUCACGAGUUUAAUUGCUAUCCGAAUGAUCGGCCACGCAAAACAUCGGCCGAUAGUACGAAAACCUUUGAAACCAUCAAAAAGCAAUACGAUGAAGCGCUCAUGGAGCUCAAUUCGUUGCGAAUGCGUGAAAGUAAUGGUGAAAUGCAAAUGAGCCAUCUCACCAAGCAAUUGGAAUUUUACAAAGAAAAGUACAUGGAUGCAAUCAAUCAAGUUGGCCAAACGGCCAUCGAAGGAACAUCAUUGCGCACCAAAUAUGCGGACAUAUCCAAUGAAAAUCGACGACUACAGCAGCGCAUUCAUCAUUUGGAAAAACAGGUUACACAACAAGAAAAUGGUACACAUCAAACCGUUUGCACAUUUCACGAGCAAUACAAUGAUUUGAAGAAGAAAUACGAAACGAAUCGCAUUGAAAUGGACAAGCAGCUGAAGGAAAAUGAAAUGUGUAAGAAAAAGUGCGGUGAUUUAUCGCGAGAUCGUAAUGCAUUCGCACUAGAGAAGAACGACUUGAAGCAACAGUUGACAAAAGCGAUCACACAACUGGAGUCGGCACUGCACGAGAAGAACAUGUUACGAGAAUCACGGGAUAAGGUGAUGCAACAAAAUGAAUUUCAAAUUAAAGAGAUGCAACGGUUGAUGAACGAACGGGCGGAUGAGCUGAGACGCGUGACCGCACAACGGAAUGCAGUUAAAUUGGAGUUGCAAACCAUUUUGGGUGAAAAAGAUGUGGUCCUGGAAGAGAAUCAAAAAAUGAGCGAUGAAUUGACUGUAGCAAAGGAACAGUUAGAAAAACAGUAUAAAAAUGAUCAAUCGAUUUUAUAUGAAAAUGAAUCGCUCAAGCGGCUACGAGACGAUUUGCUGGCCGAACGGAAUUGUUUACGCGAACGCCUCGAGGAAAAGACACACGACGGCAACUGGAAUAAUGAUCCAGAUGCAAAGGAGAAAUAUCAACUCGAUUUGAGUGCAGCCAAUAAAGAAAUUGAAAAAUUGCGCAACAGCCUGGAACGCGUCAAAAGUGAAUUGAGCAAAGCGCUCGAAGAAACAGAGGUGGCGAAAUCAAGACGAGAUUGGGCGAUAACCGAGCGUGAAAAGAUCGUCUUGGAGCGUGACAAUGUGAAAAUCCUCAAUGAUGAAUUGCAAAAAGAGCGUGAUAAUGCCGUUUCGGAUUUGUUGCAAGCGAUUCGGGACAGUGAAGAAAUCAAGAAGCAAAAAGAUGAGGCGUUCCAAGAGAUUGAGCAUUUGCGCAAGCAGCUUGAAUCGCAGGUCAAUUGUACACGACGCAGUAUUCGUUGGAGCUAUACACCAUUCGAGAUGGAAGCAUUGCCGAAAAAUGACACCGAAGUCGUUGAGAUCGAUAUGAGUAGGGUGGGUCCAAAUGAUGAUAUCGGCAUAGUACUUGAGGGUGGACGAGAGGAUUCACAAAAUCGUAUUGAUGGUAACAUAACGGUGGUUAGUGUAUCGAAAGAUUCGCCAGCCUACGGGAAACUUCGACCAAAUGACAGUAUAAUGCUAGUAAAUAACAUCGAUUGCUCCUCAUUUUCGAAGCGAAUGGUCAUCGAGACCAUUCGUAACGGCGGUGAACAGUGUGAUAUUGUCGUGAAACGACAACGUGUGACCAGAGCGCAUAUGUAUGCCGUGCAAUUAAAUCUGUUGAAUACAAACCGUGAUCAUGGUUUAACAUUGGAAUCGGGCAUUUUCAUAUCGAAAAUAGCGCCAAGUUCGUUAGCAUCGGCUGAACCAGAUUUAACGGUAGGUGAUCGCAUUUUGACCAUAAACAAUCAAUCGAUGACCAUAAACAAUCAAUCGAUGGAGGGCAUAUUGAGCGGUAAAGAUGCAAUGGCCUAUUUGAAUGAUGAACGCCCUGAUUCGCUACAUAUAAUUGCUCUGAAACAGGUGACUCACUCUUCGGACACAGACACCUUCAAUCGCAAUAAACCGAUUCAAAUGGAAAGCGCAUGCACACAAACCGACGAACGGUUCAGUUUCGAAGGUGAGUCCACGCGAACCAAUUCAUCCGGCAAUUCAAAGUCCACAUCGAAAAUAUCGGAAAUGUUUAACAAAUUCCGUGGAAAAAUCCACAUGCACGGUCACAGUAAUCAAAAGGGAAGCACUGCCUCGGAAAGUGAUAGUUUGUGUCAAGAGAAUGAUGCAAUUGCAGCACUUGAUUCGGUGUUGAACAACGAAAACACAACCACUACUGGCAAGAUCAAAGAGAAUAUUUUCAAGCGAUCAAAGAAAGCAAAGAAGGAAACAACGAAAGAAGUGAACAAGAAUUUGGGCACAUGGCCAAGAGCGAAUAUUUUGAAUACGGCCACCGGGCAAGAGAAUCAUACAGGAACAAUUGUGCAACAUCGCAAGAAAGAACGACCGGCUUUGUCGCUGUUCACUGGGCCAAUUACAUUGGGCAAAGAUGAAAAGCCGCUCGGAAUGAAAAAGGAUAAUUACUUCAAUGCUCACAUGCACGACACAGCACAGAUGACUGUGAACAAACCGGGAUUAGCGUUGGUAUCCGGCUCAAAUCGCAAUUCAAAUCCAAUUCCAUUUCAUUAUCCACCUUCGGGCUUGAAUCGACACUCCGUGUAUUCAACCAUGGAAACUGAACCAGUGAUGCAAUCGAAAAAUCUGCCCGACAUGAAUCGCAAGUAUCAUUACCACCAUCAUCAUCAUAACAACAAUCGGCUGAGCUUGAAUAUCACACCGUCAUCGGAUAAUAACGGACUCAUCGGUUAUAACACCGUUAUCAAUCGCAAGAACAACACCAAUACUCUUGACACAAAAGUAUCCAAUCAUCCAAUGUCAAUGGAUUAUGUGGCAUUGAAAAAUUCAACCGAUUCGUUGCUCAAUUCAAAAAGUCCAAUGUCAUCGCUGGAUUUUAAGCCAAAUCUAACACAUCAACAACCGCAGGAUCUCAUUUCAUUGAAAAGCCAAAAUUCCAUUGACUCGUUUUUAUCACCAAAAAGCCCACCAUCGUUAGAUUCGGCCAAACCAAUGUAUCCGUUAGAAAAUCAAGACUUUUAUAACAAACGAUCGUCGAAAAAUGUUUCGAAAUUUCCAAGUGACAGCGACAGCUUGGGCAUGGAAUCGAUUUCAUCGCCAAACAACAGUUACACCAGCACAUUACCAUCAUAUGCAACGAACAACCGGGCAAUGCUUUCGUCAACGUCAAACGGACGCAUUCAACGAAUGUUUUCGCCGUUUGCAAAUCACGUUCAUCCACAUCAUAUGAGACAGACCAGCCCACUCACGAUCCCAAUGACGCAAUCACUUGAUAUUGCAGGAAACAACAACUCGUCCGACAAACUUGAAUACGAAUUCGUUCAACCAGUUCAUCAUUCACAUGGUGUCUCUAUGGAUAUUGAUCAGUAUCAACGAAAUAAAGUGCACCCGAUUCGUGAUCGUGAUAUUAUUUACGGCAGUUAUGGUCAUGCCUAUGAAGGUGGAACGUUCCCGCGUAAGAAGGAGAACCAACGGGUUCGGAUCCCAUCGAAUCCGAGUGUUGCAAGCAAAAGUAGUGAUAUGAAAGACAGCACUGGUUCAAUUGAACACAGCGAACAUGGCUCACCCAUGCCACCGCCGUUCAAAGUUGAGGUUCUCAGUCAUGGAGCCAACCACAAAAUGUCGGAUCAUAAUCCAGCUCCUGGCUACUUGCGCCGAAUCACCAUCGAUAAACUCGCCGGACCACUUGGUAUUACGAUUCAGUGCAACGAAGGCGGCGGUAUUUUUGUUUCGACCGUCACAACGAACAGUAUUGCAAGUCGGGCUGGACUGCGUUGCGGUGAUCAAUUGCUUGAAGUUUGUGGAAUUAACAUGCGAGACACUAAUCACAAAAUCGCAGCAAAGAUCUUGAGACAGUGUGGUAACACAAUGACAAUGCUCGCUCAGUAUUGUCCAGAUAAAUUUCACGGAAACAUUGUGCAACACAUAACCGAAGAAGAUAGCGUGAGUCGUUCUGGUUCACCAACACCUCGAAACUCACCGCGAGGCAUUACUCGAUCGAUCGCUUUGUCAUCUCGUCCAGUUAGCAUGCAGCCAAAAUCUGUUCCACAGGCAAUUCCCAAACGGUCGCUAAUGUCCUCGAAUAUGAAGCAAAAGUUUUCGGAUAGCCUAGAAAAUCAAUCAGAUUUCAGUCAAACUGGAUCGCCCGAUAUUUACGAUGAAGAAGAACCACGCGUUUUGACGUUGAACACAAAGAAAAGUACGAAUUUGGGCAUAAGUUUGAUGGGUGGAAAUGCUGUCGGAAUUUAUGUGCAUGAUGUGCAGAAGAAUUCCAUUGCUGAUUUGGCAUUGAUGAAAAAGGGUGAUCAAAUUCUUGAAUACAAUGGAGUUGAUUUGAGAAGAGUCACCGCUGAAUAUGCGGCGAUGGAAAUUUCGAAACCAUGUGACAAAGUCACUGUGCUCGUUCAACACAAUAUGACAAAGUUUAAUCAAAUCAAAGAUGAAGCCGGAGAUUCACUGUAUUUCCGCGCUGGUUUCGAUCGCACUGGGGAACUGAACGAUGGAGAGCUGCGUUUCGUUAAAGAUGACAUUCUUUAUGUGGAUACGACCAUUUUUCGUGGCAAAUUUGGACAGUGGCGAGCCUGGAAAUUGGAUGAAUAUGGGCAUCGUUUGAGAUGCGGAAUCAUUCCAAGCCAACUCAAAAUUGAAGAAGAGUUGCGUCUACUGACCGACACGGCCGAUGGUGAAGGAACCACAAAACGGAAAUCAGCACGAAGAUCAUUUUUCCGUCGCAAAAAACAUCAACGCAGCUCGUCACGUGAUUCAAAAGAUUUAUCCAGUUUUAGUAGCACACAACUCAGUUGGUUCACCGAUUCGGGCAUCGUUGGCGAAGAUGGCAUGCUGUCGAGCUAUCAACGAGUUGAGCGAUGCGAUUACAUGUGUCGCCCCGUAUUAAUCCUUGGCCCAUUGGCCGAUUGUGUUGCUGAAAAGUUAACAAUUGAUUUUCCACAAGCGUUCGAUCGUCUUUUGCCCACAACAAUGAAUUGUACGCAAGAGAAUAUGGAAGAAGGACUGCAAAAUAAUAUUUUAGUUGAUUAUAGACGCCGCGGAAGUAUUUAUGAGUGCACACCGGUGCAAGCGAUCCGAGAUCUAUGUGAAAAGAAUCGUCAUUGUCUGCUCGAUGUCAGUAUAUCGGCUGUGGAGCGUCUCAAGCGUAUUCAAAUCUACCCAAUAGUAUUGUUGUUGCGCUUCAAGUCUGCGCGUCAGAUAAAAGAGAUCAAAGACAAAAUGUCAGAAAAAGCAGCAAAAGAAAUGUAUGAGCAUGCGCUCAAGCUGGAAUCUGAUUAUCGGCAAUAUAUCUCAGCUGUCAUCCCAGCGGGUGUCAACAUAACGCACAUGAGUACACAAAUCAAAGCUGCUGUUGACGAAGAGCAAAAUAAAGCACUAUGGGUUCCCAUCACAAAUCCAUAGACACACACACAUACACUGUGCUGCCAAAAAAAGGAAAAGUGUGCACUAAAAAGUGUCUUUGAAAGAUAGACAUUUCAAUAUACGUCGACUAAAACCCUUCCUGAUCGACAUUUUUCAAACGGAUCGCAACAAUUUUUAUCAACAUUUUCUACGAUAUUUGAUAUGUCUUUUUAACGUAUUGUAUUUUCAGAAAAUUUUGAUAUGGAACUUAAGAGAAACAUUUUUUAUAUGAGAUUGAUAUACAGGAAGCAGGACUCGUCUUCCUCAAUCGGAUCUAACCAAACACGACUAAAAUUUUAAACGAAACAGAAAAAGAAGUAGAAGUAAACGAGCAAUCGCUUUUUUUAUCAAGUAUUUUAUUGAAUAAAUUGGUGCUUCAAAUUCGAAUUUUAUAAGAAUUAGCUUCUAAUUGUUACUGGUUAUUGGAUUUAUUAUUUUUUUUAGUUGAAUUUAACCUAGAAUUUAUUUUUUAUUUGCAAUAACCUUCUUGUAGUAGACAAUAGAAAAAAAAAUUAUUUUAGAACUCUUUUAGUGAAGACACAAGAAAAUUAUAUUUUAGCAAAUUAUUAGAAAUAACAACACGAAAAAAAAUUGAUAAUGCAAUAAAGUAUUAAAAAAAACAGACAAAAAUUAACAUUUCUUUGUCGAUCGAAAUGAAAAAACAAUUUUUUCUUUCGGUAAAUUUUCGAUUAUUCAUGAAAUGGUUUCAAUUAACUUUUUUGAUGAUGAAAAAGAAGAAAAAUCAGAAAAUUUGUAUGUUUUAUAAAAACUUAUAGACUAUUUACAUGUAUGAGAGAACGAAUACAACUAGUGCAUGCUAAACCCUAAGGUUCUUAUCAUCAUUUAAUUCAAACGGAUCGUUUUACUCUUCAUUUUUUUUUUCAUUUCAAUCAAUGCUUUUAUUAUUAUAUCAUAAAAGAAUAUUUUGUAUGUUUUUUUUCUUUCGUUUUUUUUUAUUGUAAUAAAUUGUUUUACACGAAAAAAAAGGAAAUAAAA